UUGUGUCCUCUCGUAGCCAUCAUGAAGGUCGAGUUGUGCAGUUUCAGCGGGUAUAAAAUAUACCCCGGCCAUGGCCGGCGUUACGCCAGGAUAGACGGAAAGGUGUUCCAGUUUGUCAAUGGCAAAUGUGAGGCAGCCUUCCUGGCGAAGAGGAACCCCAGACAGAUCAACUGGACUGUGCUGUACAGACGCAAGCACAAGAAGGGCCAAUCUGAAGAGAUUGCAAAGAAGCGUACUCGCCGUGCAGUGAAAUUCCAGAGGGCCAUCACUGGGGCCUCCCUGGCCGAGAUCAUGGCCAAGAGGAACCAGAAGCCCGAGGUCCGUAAGGCCCAGAGGGAGCAGGCCAUCAGAGCUGCCAAGGAGGUCAAGAAGGCUAAGCAGGCAACCAAGAAGCCCUCUGCAGCAAGUGCAAAGGCUUCUGGUAAGACGACACAAAAACAAGCCAAGCUCUCUAAGCCCAUGAAGGUCAACGCUCCUCGUGUUGGUGGAAAACGCUAAAUCAGAUUUAUGCUUGUGAAUAAAACAUUUUUGCUUAAGCAC
Pseudoliparis swirei is the source of this 540-nucleotide messenger RNA. It is a transcript of the gene rpl24, whose product is annotated as ribosomal protein L24. The record is from RefSeq and is a predicted model, not a curated record. NCBI's taxonomy places the organism in Eukaryota, Metazoa, Chordata, Actinopteri, Perciformes, Liparidae. Gene Ontology annotation, biological process: cytoplasmic translation. The transcript has 6 exons. The coding region runs from base 22 to 498 and encodes 158 amino acids. Gene Ontology annotation, molecular function: structural constituent of ribosome; mRNA binding. Gene Ontology annotation, cellular component: cytosolic large ribosomal subunit.